Hibiscus syriacus is the source of this 921-nucleotide messenger RNA. Its product is annotated as ATP synthase subunit delta', mitochondrial-like. The record is from RefSeq and is a predicted model, not a curated record. The coding region runs from base 126 to 722 and encodes 198 amino acids. The transcript has 2 exons. Lineage: Eukaryota; Viridiplantae; Streptophyta; Magnoliopsida; Malvales; Malvaceae. Gene Ontology annotation, molecular function: proton-transporting ATP synthase activity, rotational mechanism. Gene Ontology annotation, biological process: proton motive force-driven ATP synthesis.
AUUAUUGCACAACAAAUUUUUUUUUUUCACAUCAGAAAUACGAAGAAAGAGACCAAAAGACCUCUUCUCAUAACCCGUCUCCGACCCUGCGAGAGCCGAGCGAUCACCCCCAAACCCCUCCGACAAUGUUGCGUCAAGCAUCGAGACUAUUGGCCCGUCGACCCAUUUUAGCGGCGAGGACUCGACCCUUCUCCACUGAUCUGCCGGCCGCUGAUGCCACGUUCGCGGAGGCGUGGAAUAAAGUGAUCCCCAUUAUGGACCCUCCCAAAACUCCUCUCUCUUUCAUGCAGCCUCGUCCUCCUACUCCUUCCUCCAUUCCUUCCAAGCUCACUGUUAAUUUUGUCCUUCCUUAUGCUUCUGAGUUGGCCACCAAAGAGGUUGACAUGGUUAUAGUACCAGCCACAACUGGGCAGAUGGGUGUUCUACCUGGACAUGUAGCAACAAUUGCAGAACUGAAACCCGGAGUUUUAUCAGUGCACGAAGGAAAUGAAGUGACAAAGUAUUUCGUCAGUAGUGGUUUCCUUUUUAUCCAUGCCAACUCCUUUGCAGAUAUAAUAGCUGUGGAGGCCGUGCCACUUGAUCGACUUGAUGCAAAUCUUGUUCAGAAAGGGCUUGCAGAGUUCACCUCGAAGCUAAGCUCUGCCACAACCGACUUGGAGAAAGCUGAAGCCCAAAUUGGAGUUGAUGUGCAUAGUGCACUCAACUCUGCCCUCACAGGCUAGUAUCAUUUGCCAUUACGUUUGUUGAUUAGUUGUUUAUCGGAUUUCUCUUCUUAAACCUGCCACAUUGAUGCAUAGAUUUAUCUCAUGGAUCCAGAUAUUGUUCUGAGUAUGUUGUCCUUUCCUUCUAUUUCUAUGUUUGCACAUUUACCCAAUAUGAAAUAAUCUUAAUGGAUUUCACCUGGUUUACAGUGGCGGAAAC